Molecule: messenger RNA, 1200 nt
Organism: Acanthosepion pharaonis
Lineage: Eukaryota; Metazoa; Mollusca; Cephalopoda; Sepiida; Sepiidae
Source: the annotation of a GenBank genome assembly
AUGGCUGGCUAUUCUCCUGAGCAUGAUGUGUCUGGUGUUAGUGAUCCUUUCCUACAGGUAAAAAUCCUCCGUUUAUUAAGAAUACUUGGUCGAAUGGAUUUAGAAGCCAGUGAAACAAUGAAUGACAUACUUGCUCAGGUUGCAACAAAUACAGAUACUAGUAAGAAUGUGGGGCAUGCUAUCUUAUAUGAGAUAGUCUUGACUAUCAUGGGCAUUCAAUCUGAGGCUGGUUUAAGAGUGAAAGAAGAAGAAGUUGUAUCAAUUUUAGAGAAAAUCCUUUCAAACAACAACUCCACUGUUGUAACAAAAGAAUAUGCUAUAACUGCCCUUUUGAAACUCAGCACCAGAUUUUCAGAAGCAUCAGGAAAACGAAUAAAAGAUGCAAUAACCAAAUAUAGUCGAAGUACUGUUGUUGAAUUGCAGCAGCGUUCAAUAGAAUAUUCAUCUCUCUUCAAUAAAUAUGAUCACAUGAGGAGUGCUCUAUUGGAACAUAUGCCUUUGAUUGAAAGCAAACGUCAAAGUAUGUUUAACAAUGAGAAUAUUCAAGACAAUGAUUUGUUAAAUGGUGAAGUAGAAAGAACAAAUGUGCAGAAUGUGCAACAGACUGAGAGUCAAAAUAUAUUGGAUCUUAUUGGUGACCUUGGAACUGACCCAGUUAUUAACACCAAUCCUGACUCCCAACAACCCGCUGCUGCGACUGAUCUACUUGACCUCUUGGAUGUUGGAAGCAGCAGUAAUACAGACAAUGUCAACAUAGGAACACCAUCUGUGAACAACUUGAUAGAUGGGUUUCUGCAAUCAACUACACCAUUGAACAAUCAAAUGAAUGGAAAAUCAGGUUACCCACCAAUUAUAGCCUUCAACAAGAAUGGUUUACUGAUUGAGUUUGUAUGUGAAAAAGAUGAGACCCAAGUUGGAGUGACCACUAUCAAUCUGAAAGCAACUAACUCUACCCCUUUGGCAAUAUCAGACUUUGUUUUCCAAGCUGCAGUUCCCAAGUCAUUCCAAUUGCAGCUGCUCUCUCCAUCAGGAAAUGUUAUUCCAGCACAGAACAAAGGUGCUGUAAGCCAAAUUAUUAAAGUGAACAAUCCACAGAAGCAACCACUUCGUAUGCGUAUCAAGCUUUCUUAUUCCCAAAAUGGUAACACAGUCACAGAAAUGGGAGAAGUAAGCAACUUUCCAGAAAAUCUGUGGCAAUAA